AUGCCUGCGUGCCAGGCCUUGGAGCACCUGCCUGUGCUGCCGGCGGCGGCCAUGGUGCCGCCGAUCGGGCCACCGAGGGCCGCCUCGGCGCUGCAGGGGCGGUGCCUCCCGCAGAGCGGCGCGUGCUUCGGCGGCGCGCGCUUGGGCGGCCGAGGCUGCAGCUCAGUUGCGGCCCUGGCGAUCGCAGCAUCUCACCGCCCACCAGUCAGCAGCUCCUCGUGUUCCAAUGUUCUCGCACUCGCUUCUGAUUGCUCUGAUUCUUCAGCGGGCCACUGGGUCUGCCACUCGCGCCCGGGCGCCUCAGGUUGUUGGGCCGACUCUAUCGGGUGA
This is a messenger RNA of Prorocentrum cordatum, 330 nucleotides long. The record is from the annotation of a GenBank genome assembly. Lineage: Eukaryota; Dinophyceae; Prorocentrales; Prorocentraceae.